CGGUACAAUCGAAUACUGACUAAGCUUGGUUUUGCGCAGGAUUGAAUAAUACAGACACCCCCACUACGCCUCGGUCCAUCGCCAUCUUCCAGAGCAUUGCGGAGUUUCCGAAGCCACCAAGCCAGCGCUCACUAAUUACGGCAUCUUCUGAGUUAGUUCGAAGACCAUCUUUCCAGUCCCUUCUCCCUCAUCUUCUUGUUUUCAUACAAAACACUCCGUACGUCACUACAUACCGGUCGUCCAACUUUGACACCCCAUCCCACCAUCAUCCCGCACACGACCCACAUUCACAGCCAGAUCUUGCACGCGACCCGCGGGUUUUCGCAAACGUCGCCAAAGUGUUCGCAUCACUCUUUCGAAGGGCCACCUCGCCUCGAUCUCUGUCCCUGUUCUCCGUGCCCGUCGCUGCCGCCGCAUCGCAUAACCAGCACGUAUCACCUGUAGCGGGGCUCUCGACUGCUUCAAGUUUUUCAAAAGUCCAAGCGCGUAACAUGCAUUCAAAAGUAGUCAUCAUUGGCUCUGGGCCAGCAGGCCACACCGCAGCCAUCUAUGCUGCACGAGCUGACCUGAACCCCGUAAUGUACGAGGGCUUCAUGGCUCUCGGCAUUGCAGCAGGCGGUCAGUUGACCACCACUGACGAAGUCGAAAACUUCCCUGGCUUCACAAAGAUUGGUGGAGGAAAGCUCAUGGAGCAAAUGCGUGAACAAUCCGAAGCAUGUGGCACUGAAAUCAUUUCCCAGACCGUCGCCAAGGUUGACCUGAAGGCGCGCCCUUUCAAGUACUGGCUACACCCCAUGGGUGACGAUGUCGAAAUUGAGGAGGAAGAACACACUGCCGAUGCUCUGAUCAUCGCAACCGGAGCCAAGGCAAGGAGGUUAGAUCUCAAGGGCGAGGACAAGUACUGGGGUAAUGGUGUCUCUGCAUGCGCAGUUUGCGACGGAUCACUGCCCAUGUUCCGUGACCAGCCCCUCGUCGUCAUUGGAGGCGGAGAUUCAGCAGUAGAGGAGGCACUAUACCUCACGAAGAAGGCGAAAAAGGUUACCGUACUCGUCCGGCGAGAUAAGCUACGGGCUAGCCGAACCAAUGCCCGCCGGUUGACAACACACCCGAAGAUUGAGGUCAUGUUCAACACCAGCGGUGUUGAGAUCAAGGGCGAGGAGAAGAAGAAUGGCCUCAUGACACACUUGGUGGUCAAGAACAACCAGACACAGGAGGAGCAGACUCUCGAGGCCAAGGGCUUGUUCUAUGCCGUAGGACACGACCCAGCCACCGCGCUGUUCAAGGGACAGCUCGACAUGGAUGAGGAUGGCUACCUGAUCACUAAGCCUGGUGAGGGUCUUACCAGUGUGGAGGGUGUCUUUGCUGCCGGCGACGUUCAAGACAAGCGAUACCGACAGGCCAUCACCAGCGCAGGAUCCGGCUGCGUUGCUGCUCUCGAAGCCGAGAAGUGGCUCGCUGAGCGUGACGAGAGCGUCAGCAACGAACUCGAGACCGAGAACCAAGCCGAAAAAUCACAGACCAACGGCAUCGUUCCCGAAUACCGCUCCAACCCUCUUCUAUAAACGGCUUGUCCCUGCCUGGCUACUGUCGCGUACUUGCACUGUCUUUAGAACAAUUUUUUUCUGGCACACCUUGGACAAGAAGGACACAAUUCCUUUCCUUUUUCAAUGCAUAUCUGAAUGACAUGGAGAAAAAAGCAACCCAUGUCUUGUAUAGAUUUCGGCAACAUGAUAGAAGCCUUUUUUGCAUCAUGGUUUAGCUGGUUCGGGUGUGGCAUCGGGUGUGGCAUAUUAUAUAGAAUCUUGAGCGGUCGAUUUAGGAUUUAGAUAUGGAGAACUCUCGGCAGAUAAGGAAAUUUGAAGUUGUAUCUUGAAUGGGUAUCAUAUUUUAGUGCUACACGAGGAAUGCGAGUGCUUUUUGUCUCAGACUGUCCUCGAGAUUGAUGAUUCGGCUCAUCG
Messenger RNA from Bipolaris sorokiniana ND90Pr, 1958 nucleotides. RefSeq lists its product as uncharacterized. Gene Ontology annotation, molecular function: thioredoxin-disulfide reductase (NADPH) activity. Gene Ontology annotation, biological process: removal of superoxide radicals. NCBI's taxonomy places the organism in Eukaryota, Fungi, Ascomycota, Dothideomycetes, Pleosporales, Pleosporaceae. The transcript has 5 exons. The coding region runs from base 492 to 1562 and encodes 356 amino acids. The record is from RefSeq and is a predicted model, not a curated record. Gene Ontology annotation, cellular component: cytoplasm.